Messenger RNA from Microthlaspi erraticum, 2601 nucleotides. NCBI's taxonomy places the organism in Eukaryota, Viridiplantae, Streptophyta, Magnoliopsida, Brassicales, Brassicaceae. The record is from the annotation of a GenBank genome assembly.
AUGUCGAUGGAACCUCGUGUUGGAAACAAAUUCCGGCUCGGCCGGAAAAUUGGAAGCGGUUCUUUUGGAGAGAUCUAUCUCGGUACUCAUAUUCAUACGAAUGAAGAAGUUGCAAUCAAGCUUGAAAAUGUGAAGACAAAGCAUCCGCAGCUGCUCUAUGAAUCAAAGUUAUACAGAAUUCUACAAGGAGGAACUGGUGUACCGAAUGUCAAGUGGUUUGGUGUAGAAGGUGACUACAAUGUUCUAGUGAUGGAUCUACUCGGGCCUAGUCUUGAAGACUUGUUCAAUUUCUGUAGCAGGAAACUUUCUUUGAAGUCGGUCCUCAUGCUUGCAGAUCAAAUGAUCAACCGUGUUGAGUUUUUUCACUCGAAAUCUUUCCUUCACCGCGAUCUCAAGCCAGACAACUUUCUCAUGGGUUUAGGAAGACGCGCAAACCAGGUAUACAUCAUCGACUUUGGUCUUGCUAAGAAGUACCGGGAUAACACUACACAUCAGCACAUUCCUUACAGAGAGAAUAAGAAUCUCACUGGAACUGCAAGAUAUGCUAGUAUGAAUACUCACUUGGGAAUUGAGCAAAGCCGUAGGGAUGACCUAGAAUCUCUUGGUUACAUUCUCAUGUAUUUCCUUAAAGGAAGUCUUCCAUGGCAAGGACUUAAAGCUGGAACAAAGAAACAAAAGUAUGAGAGAAUCAGCGAAAAGAAAGUCUCUACUACAAUUGAGUCCUUAUGCCGUGGAUACCCAUCCGAGUUCGCAUCUUACUUCCAUUACUGCCGCUCGCUUCGGUUUGAUGAUAAACCAGAUUACGGUUAUCUCAAAAGAAUAUUCCGGGAUCUCUUUAUCCGUGAAGGGUUUCAAUUCGAUUAUGUCUUUGACUGGACCAUAUUGAAGUAUCAACAAUCACAACUCACCGCUCCACCAUGCCGUGGCCUCAAAAAUCCUGCGGCUGGAACCAGUGCGGGUCUACCUCCAGGACUGACCACCGCCGAUCGAUACUCAGGCGAGGAAGACGGAGGGAGACCACCAAUGGAUUCAUCACGAAGGAGAAUGUCAGGAGUUCUUGAGAAUGUGUCAGCAAGAGGCCCUAUGAUGCCAAGCUCAUCGCUGUUCGCACAAUCAGCAGGAUCAUCAAGGAGGGUAACGUCAGAGGAGCUACAGAGAAGCCGUACCGGCGCCGGAUUAAGAAACUCUCCGGUGGUUUCGGAAGAGAAGAGAUCUUCAUCCACCCGAAAACAUUACGAUUCUACAAUCAAAGGCUUCGAAAGCCUCCAAGUCUCUGACGAAAGGAUAAUGGCAGACAACAACAAUUCACCACCUGGCUCUGCAAAAGAGAAACCAGAUCAAAUCGUCGAAGCAAGCCCAUUAUCCAAGGACGACGAUACUUCACUGGAGACCAUCGUUCGAAGGUUCCAGGAUACAAUGUCAGAGUCAAAGACGACGCACAAGUUCUGGGAGACUCAGCCCGUUGGUCAGUUCAAAGAUAUCGGCGACACGAGCCUCCCCGAAGGCCCCAUCGAGCCAGCGACUCCGUUAUCGGAGGUGAAGCAAGAGCCUUACAACCUCCCAUCCGUCUACGAGUGGACCACCUGCGACAUGAGCUCCGACGACAUGUGUUCAGAGGUGUACAACCUUCUCAAGAACAACUACGUCGAGGACGACGAGAACAUGUUCAGGUUCAACUACUCCAAGGAGUUUCUCAGGUGGGCGCUUCGUCCUCCUGGCUACUACCAGAGCUGGCAUAUAGGAGUCCGUGCCAAGACCUCGAAGAAGCUCGUCGCCUUCAUCAGCGGUGUCCCCGCGAGGAUCAGGGUGCGUGACGAGGUUGUGAAGAUGGCGGAGAUCAACUUCCUCUGCGUUCACAAGAAGCUCAGGUCUAAGAGGCUCGCUCCUGUGAUGAUCAAGGAGGUAACGAGGAGGGUUCACUUGGAGAAUAUCUGGCAAGCGGCUUACACCGCCGGUGUGAUCCUUCCUACGCCGAUCACGACUUGCCAGUAUUGGCACAGGUCGUUGAACCCGAAGAAGCUGAUCGAUGUCGGGUUCUCAAGGCUCGGUGCGAGAAUGACAAUGAGCAGAACCAUCAAGCUCUACAAGCUACCGGACACACCUGUCACUCCGGGGUUCAGAAAAAUGGAGCCGCGUGAUGUCCCUGCUGUGACUCGGCUGCUCAGGAACUACCUUAGCCAGUUUGGAGUAGCGACUGAUUUCGACGAGAACGAUGUAGAGCAUUGGCUGCUCCCGAGAGAAGAUGUAGUCGACAGCUACUUAGUGGAGAGCCCCGAGACUCAUGAUGUGACUGACUUCUGCAGCUUCUACACUCUGCCUUCGACUAUCCUUGGCAACCCGAAUUACACGACGUUGAAAGCUGCUUAUUCGUACUACAAUGUGGCCACGCAGACCUCGUUUCUCCAGCUGAUGAAUGAUGCGUUGAUCGUGUCAAAGCAGAAGGGUUUCGAUGUGUUCAACGCGUUGGAUGUGAUGCACAAUGAUGGUUUCUUGAAAGAGUUGAAGUUUGGGCCAGGAGAUGGGCAGCUUCACUACUAUCUCUACAAUUACCGUUUGAGAAGUGCGUUGAAGCCAGCGGAGCUUGGGCUUGUUCUGUUAUAA